Fusarium pseudograminearum CS3096 is the source of this 903-nucleotide messenger RNA. RefSeq lists its product as uncharacterized. Lineage: Eukaryota; Fungi; Ascomycota; Sordariomycetes; Hypocreales; Nectriaceae. The coding region runs from base 1 to 903 and encodes 300 amino acids. Gene Ontology annotation, cellular component: outer membrane. The record is from RefSeq and is a predicted model, not a curated record. The transcript has a single exon.
AUGAGCGGAAACUACUAUCAUCAGCAGCCGGAAUACCAAGGUGGCGGUUACCAGCAGGGCGGUUACCCUCAGGGUGGCUAUCAGGGCAGCCAUCAGCAGGGUGGUGAUUACCAGCAGAGACCACCAGCCGACUAUCAACAACAAGGCUAUCAACAAAAUAACUACCAGAACUAUCAGUCUGGACCUCCUCAACACCAGCAAUCUCACAGUCCCUAUCCGCCCCAGGACAGAGCAUUUGAACCUUCUCCAAGCCCACACCCAAGCUACCAUCAACAAGAGCCAUCUCCCUACCAGCAGCCCCCUCAGAGUUUCAACCAACAGGGAGGAGGAGAAGCUUCAAACUACUACGCAAUGUCAAACGCGCAGCACCAAGGCCAGGGUCAGCCAGAUGCCUUUACACCUCAACACCAACCCGGUGGCCAGUUCGAAGGCCAAGUCCCUGGUGAAGCAGGUGACGGCGAGCGAGGCCUGACCGGUGCUUUAGCCGGAGGUGCCGCUGGUGCAUUCGGCGGCAACAAGAUAGGAGGAAGCAAGACCUCUACUGUCGCUGGUGCUCUCCUCGGUGCAUUCAUCGGCCACAAGGGACAAGAUUGGAGACGUGACCACAAGGAGGAGAAGAAGGAAGAGGAGCGUCGAGAGGAGGAGGAGGAGGAAGCGAUGAAGAAGAAACAUACUGCCGAGAUGGAGGGCUGGGGUAAGAGCAGAUCUCGCUCGCGUUCUUCUUCGCGUCAUCGACAUCGUCGAGAUCAUUCUCGCUCUCGUUCGCGUGAUUCUGACUACCGUCGUCGUCGUCGUCACCACAGUCGUUCGAGCUCGAGCUCUUCUGAUGAUGACCAUCACCGCCGCCGUCGCCACCAUCGAGGUCAUUCAAGGUCAAGGUCAUCCAGCCGCCAUCGACACUAG